This is a messenger RNA of Dunckerocampus dactyliophorus (ringed pipefish), 3505 nucleotides long. It is a transcript of the gene cp, whose product is annotated as ceruloplasmin. The transcript is spliced from 25 exons. Gene Ontology annotation, cellular component: plasma membrane. The coding region runs from base 157 to 3471 and encodes 1104 amino acids. The record is from RefSeq and is a predicted model, not a curated record. NCBI's taxonomy places the organism in Eukaryota, Metazoa, Chordata, Actinopteri, Syngnathiformes, Syngnathidae. Gene Ontology annotation, biological process: iron ion transport. Gene Ontology annotation, molecular function: copper ion binding; oxidoreductase activity.
CAGUCACUCAGUUGACCAAGUAUAAAGACAGAGUGGACCCAAAAUCAAUGGGACCGCCUGGCUGGCAGACUGGGAACAGUUGGUGGUCUGAAUCAUCUCUUUUCUUAACCAUCAUCCAUUUUGGACGCUGUGAAGAGUCAGAACAACGGCAUCCAAAUGGCAACGUUGGCUUUGAGGCUUUUAUUCCUGCUGUGCUGUGCAUCAGUAUGUGUUUCUAGGACGAAGAGAGAAUAUUUCCUCAGGAUAGAGGAGGUUCAAUGGAACUAUGCACCAAGUGGAAUGAACCUCAUACAGAACCGCUCACUCCAGGAGGAUGAAGAAGCUGCAGUCUUUCUUAUAAAAGGCCCCCAGCGAAUUGGCUCCACCUACAAGAAGGCUGUUUAUAAGCAGUACAGUGACGCCACGUACAGGACAGAGGUAAUGAAACAAGACUGGCUGGGAUAUGUGGGACCCCUGCUGAUGGCUGAGGAGGGAGACACAGUGAUUGUCCACCUGAGGAACAUGGCAUCAAGACCGUACAGCAUCCACCCACAUGGACUGAACUACAGUAAAGGCAGUGAGGGGGCCUUGUACCCAGAUGCCACGUCAACAAACUUGAAGCGAGACGACUCAGUGGCUCCUGGUUCAACAGUAACAUACGAGUGGAGCCUGCCGCAGUCCCACAGCCCAACUGUAACUGAAAGUAACUGCCUGACCAGAUUCUACCACUCCCAUGUCUCCACACCAAAAGACAUCAACUCAGGACUGAUAGGGCCCCUCAUCGUCUGUAAGACAGGAACUCUAGACCUGCAUGGGGACAGUUCAGCAGACUACCUGUACGCUCUUAUGUUCUUGGUGUCGGAUGAGAACUUCAGCUGGUACCUAGAUGAAAACAUUAGGACACAUAUAACGAAUCCUGCUCGAGGUCUGAAAGAGGAUGAAGAUUUUAUUGAGAGUAACAAGAUGCAUGGUAUAAAUGGAUUUCUAUACGGUAAUCUUCCUGGACUGAGCAUGUGCCAAGGGAACAAGAUCCACUGGCAUAUGAUUGGCCUUGGCAAUGAGGUGGACAUGCAUUCAGUUCAUUUCCACGGCCAGAUCCUCACCAGCGAAAAUCACCACACAGAUACAGUCAGUCUUUUCCCCGGCUCCAGCACCACAGCUGAGAUGGUAGCAGACAACCCUGGACACUGGCUGCUGACAUGCACUGUUAAUGAUCACCUCAUGGGUGGUAUGCAAGCUGUAUUUGAGAUCAGGAAAUGUUUCCCCAAUGUUCAUAAACCCCGUCCAUAUGGUGAGCUUAGAGAAUUCUUCAUUGCUGCAGAGGAAGAAGUCUGGGAUUAUGCUCCUACACUGCCAACUGACGGCGAAGCAGACAUGUUUGUGACCAGAGGUCGCAAUCGUAUUGGAAGUCGCUACAAGAAGGUUCGCUAUGUGGAAUACGUUGACGGGAGCUUUCUAACCAAGAUGCUACGCAGCCCAGAGGAGAAACACCUCGGAAUUCUGGGUCCUGUGCUGCGAGCAGAGGAGAAAGACACCAUCAAGGUGGUCUUUAAGAACAAGGCCAGUCGGCCUUACUCUAUACAGCCCCACGGUGUACAAUACAGUAUUGAACAAGAUGGAACGCUCUAUCACAAUGAGCUUGAAGAGUCCUACACAGCAAAGAAACUAAGGGAAUUAAAAGGAGAACAAAGAACAGUGACGCCUCCUCCAGCUGCUCUGGUUGCACCAGGGAAGACGCACACAUAUGAGUGGUUCGUGCCUGUAGGUGCCGGGCCUGUGCAGAAGGAGGCAGACUGUCUGACCUACCUGUACUACUCGGGAGUAGACCCGGUAAAAGACACAAACUCUGGGCUAGUCGGACAAAUGCUUGUCUGUCGACCUGGAUCGCUCAAGAAAGGAAUACAGUGUCAUCUCUCCCUUCGUGUGUAUGUGAUGAAGACGCUCGCAUCUUCUUCCACUGUGGAAAACAGGAAAACAAGAUGGCUCCGUUGCUCCUCCAAAAACUAUAAUAAAGAAUUCCACCUGCUGGCUACUGUGUUCGACGAAAACCUGAGCUGGUAUCUAGAUGAUAACAUUCGGACCUUCACCACAGCUCCCACCACUGUUAACAAGGAGGAUGAGGGCUUUAUUGAGAGCAACAAGAUGCAUGCCAUCAAUGGAUUUGUAUAUGGGAACCUCGAAGGCCUUACUAUGUGCAAGGGGGACAAAGUUACGUGGCACCUGUCAGGACUGGGUUCAGAGACAGACAUCAACAGCUUUUACUUCCAGGGAAACCGUUUUGUCUUUCGUCAAAACAGAAUGGACACCAUUUCUGUCUUUCCACACAUCUCACACACCGUGACGAUGGAGCCAGACAGCAUGGGACAAUUUGAAGUGGCAUCCCCGACGGUCAACCAUCACCGCGGAGGAAUGCGAGCUAAUUACACAGUACAGAAGUGCAGCUUCUUCCAGCGACAGGGUGAGACCAUGGUCCAUUCUAAAACAUACUACAUUGCUGCCAUGGAGAUGGACUGGGACUACUCUCCAAACCGUACUUGGGAGGCUGAGAUGUAUCAUGGCCAGCAAAGUCCUGCGACUGUCUUCCUUGACCAGCAAGGUGGCUUCAUAGGCUCACGCUACAAGAAAGUCGUCUACCGCCAAUUCACGAAUGACAAGUUCACCAAUCAAAUGGAAAGAGGUGCGGACAUGGAACAUCUUGGCAUCAUGGGUCCAAUGAUACAUGCUGAUGUUGGAGACAAAGUGAAAGUGGUUUUCAAGAACAUGGCAUCCAGACCCUAUUCCAUCCAUGCCCAUGGAGUCAAGACAGAAAGCCCAAAUGUUUACCACACCAAACCAGGUGAAACUCACAUCUAUGAGUGGUACGUUACAAAGAAUACGGGACCAACCGCUGAGCAAGAAGAGUGCACUGUGUCAGCAUACUACUCCACAGUGGAUGUUGCCAAGGACCUUUACAGUGGUCUAAUUGGUCCCUUGGUUAUCUGUCGCCGUAGCUGGGCCAGGAGUUUGGGCCUUAAGAAGGAGAUAGAGGAGUUUGCAUUGCUGUUCCUGGUCUUUGAUGAGAACGAGAGCUGGUAUUUGGAUGAAAACAUCAGGACUCACGUCAGAAACCCACGACCAAACUUGAAGGAUGAUGAAGCCUUUCUGGAGAGCAACAAAAUGCACGCCAUUAAUGGCUUUGUAUAUGCGAACGUAAACGGCUUGAACAUGGAGGUUGGCGAUAAGGUCUACUGGUACCUGAUGGGGAUGGGCAACGAAGUGGACAUCCACGGUGUACACUGGCAUGGCCAUAGUGUGGAAUAUAAGCUGGGGGGAGGCCCACACACUACCGAUGUGUUUCAGCUUUUUCCAGCCACCUUCCAGACUGUAAAAAUGCGACCACAGUACCCAGGAACAUGGCUACUACACUGCCAUGUUACUGACCAUAUCAAGGCUGGCACAGUGGCCACAUAUACUGUAAGAGAAAAAGUGAAGAAGAGGGGAUUCAUUGGUUGAAUAAAUGGAGUAAAAGGAUCAAAACUGACUAAAA